AUGCUUGCACAGUCAAAGAACAACAGAAGCAGCAGCAGCAGCAACAGCAGCAGCAGCAGCAGCAGCAGCAGCAGCAGCAGCAGCACCUGUUGCGGCAGAAGCAAAGACAAGCUGACGGGUCCAGCUGCUGUGACUGUGACCCAGCCUAAGUCAGCAAAAACAAUAUCUUUCGCUCCUUGCUGCCAGCCCCGGCCUUUCAGCUGCAGCACAGCAGCAGCAGCAGCAGCAUUAGCAGCAGCAGCAGUAGUAGGAGCAGCAGCAAUAGUAGUAGGAGCAGCAGCAGUAGUAGCCGCAGCAGUGGCAGCAGCAGCACAGAUAAUGCAGUUGCUGCAGCAGCAGCUGCAGCGGGAGCACCAGCAUCAGCUGCAGCAGCAGCAGCGACUUCUGAAUGACGCUGCAGCAGCAGCAGCUGCUGCUGCUGCUGUCACAGCAGCAAACAGCUGCAGCAAGACACUGCUCGCGUCACUCUGUAGUUGGGGAAACAAAAAAAUCAACUUUUAUAAAUAA
This is a messenger RNA of Eimeria necatrix, 507 nucleotides long. RefSeq lists its product as hypothetical. The transcript has a single exon. The record is from RefSeq and is a predicted model, not a curated record. Lineage: Eukaryota; Apicomplexa; Conoidasida; Eucoccidiorida; Eimeriidae. The coding region runs from base 1 to 507 and encodes 168 amino acids.